Messenger RNA from Parnassius mnemosyne (clouded apollo), 204 nucleotides. The record is from the annotation of a GenBank genome assembly. NCBI's taxonomy places the organism in Eukaryota, Metazoa, Arthropoda, Insecta, Lepidoptera, Papilionidae.
AUGACCCGCGGAAAUCAGAGGGAAUUGGCUCGCGCCAAACAUCAAAAGAAACAGAUGGAGAUGCAAAAGAAGAAAACAGCUAGUGAAAAAACUGGGUUGUCUCUCUCUGAAAGAAAACAUAGGGAUGCUGAAUUAAUGCGAGAGAAGCAACGAAGAAAAGAAGAACAAAGUGCACAAGGUAAACAGAAACAAGCAGUACAUUAA